AUGGCACCAACAUCAACCAACGCCUGGUCCAUCACCGGCAUCGGCAAGGACAGCAGCAACUGGGACACCCUCGAGCUCAAGAAGGAUGUGCCUCUACCACAGCUGGGCGACUACGACGUCCUCGUGCAAAUCGAAGCCGUCUCUCUAAACUUCCGCGACUUGGCUAUCCCCAAGGGCCUCUACCCCUUCCCCGUCAGCUUCCCCCGCGUCCCGGCCUCUGACGGCGCCGGCCGCGUCGUCUCCGUCGGCCCCAAGGUCACGCAGGUCAAGGAGGGCGACAACAUCGCCACGCUCUUCAACCAGCACCACCAAUCCAACCCCAUCACCCCUCUCGCUGUCAAAUCCGGCCUCGGCGGCGCCCUCGACGGCACCCUCCGCCAGUACGCCGUCUUCCCCGAGCACGGCGUUGUCAAAUCCCCCAAGACACUCUCGUCCGUGGAGGCCGCCACGCUCCCCUGUGCGCCGCUGACGGCGUGGAACGCGCUGUACGGCCUGCAGUCCAAGGCGCUCAAGCCGGGUGACUACGUGCUGACGCAGGGUACCGGCGGCGUGAGUCUGUCGGCGAUCCAGUUCGCCGUCGCGGCGGGUGCGACGGUCAUCGCGACGACGUCGUCGGCGGCAAAGGGCGAGCAGCUCAAGAAGCUGGGAGCGCACCACGUCAUCAACUACAAGGAGACGCCCAACUGGGGCGAGGUGGCCAAGUCGCUGACGCCCGAGAGCGUGGGCGUCGACCACAUCAUCGAGGUGGGCGGUCCUGGUACGGUUGCGCAGUCGCUCAAGGCGGUCAAGUUGGAGGGCGUGAUAUCCAUCAUCGGGUUCUUGUCGCACGGGGACAAGCCCGAGGGGGAGCAGCCGACGCUGCUGGACGCGCUGGCCAACAUCUGCACGAUUCGCGGGUUAUUUGUGGGCUCGAAGCAGCAGUUUGAGGAGAUGAACCAGGCGAUUGACGCCAACAAGAUCAAGCCUGUUGUCGAUCAGAAGAUUUUUGGCUUCGAGGAGGUUAAGGAGGCGUACCAGUACCAGUGGGAUCAGAAGCACUUUGGCAAGGUUGUCAUCAAGAUUUGA
Messenger RNA from Colletotrichum acutatum, 1065 nucleotides. RefSeq names its product zinc-binding dehydrogenase. Bases 1 to 1065 code for a protein of 354 amino acids. The transcript is spliced from 2 exons. The record is from RefSeq and is a predicted model, not a curated record. Lineage: Eukaryota; Fungi; Ascomycota; Sordariomycetes; Glomerellales; Glomerellaceae. Gene Ontology annotation, molecular function: oxidoreductase activity.